This is a messenger RNA of Exophiala dermatitidis NIH/UT8656, 1644 nucleotides long. RefSeq names its product MFS transporter, SP family, sugar:H+ symporter. Lineage: Eukaryota; Fungi; Ascomycota; Eurotiomycetes; Chaetothyriales; Herpotrichiellaceae. Gene Ontology annotation, molecular function: carbohydrate:proton symporter activity. Gene Ontology annotation, cellular component: membrane. Gene Ontology annotation, biological process: transmembrane transport; carbohydrate transport. The coding region runs from base 1 to 1644 and encodes 547 amino acids. The transcript has 4 exons. The record is from RefSeq and is a predicted model, not a curated record.
AUGAAGGUCUUCAACCAACGCUACUUGGGCUUUCGGGGCGCCAAGCUCAACAUGAUGAUCGGUAUCAUUGCCGGCAUGGACUUCUUACUCUUCGGGUAUGACCAGGGUGUCAUGGGUGGUCUUCUGACCCUUCCCUCUUUCACCUCCGUCUUCCCUGAGAUUGAUACGACCGCCAGCGGGUUAACUCAAAGCCAAGCCGAUCACCGCUCUACAAUUCAGGGCAUCUCUGUGGCUUCUUAUAACGUUGGCUGCUUCGCGGGAGCCGUUGUCUGUAUAUGGCUUGGCGACUUUCUUGGACGACGAAAGACCAUCUUUCUCGGAUCGGCUAUCAUGGUCGUCGGUGCUGCCCUCCAGGCAUCUGCGUUUAGCUUGCCCCAUUUCAUCGUGGGCCGUGUCAUCACCGGCCUGGGUAACGGUCUCAACACGUCGACGGUCCCGACAUGGCAGUCGGAAUGUUCGAAGUCGCACAAAAGAGGACAGAUGGUUAUGAUAGAAGGGGCUUUGAUCACUGGAGGCAUUUGCAUGUCAUACUGGAUUGACUUUGGCUGUUCGUUCAUCAACAACCAAGCAUCAUGGCGUCUACCUAUUGCUAUCCAAAUCAUUUUUGCCUUGAUUAUUCUCGCUUUCAUCCUUGAACUUCCUGAAUCUCCAAGCAGAUGGCUCAUUCUGAACGGCCAUGAAGAGGAGGCAGUCGAGGUCCUUGCCGCCCUUUCCGACAGAUCCAAUGAGGAUAAAUACAUUACGACUGAAUUUGCCGCCAUCAAGGACAGCGUCCUCGAGCAACAGAAAGCGACCUUCCGUGAUCUCUUCACCAUGGACGAAGAUCGCCAUUUCCACCGAGUUGCACUCGCUUAUAUCAUCCAGAUGUUCCAGCAAAUCUCCGGUAUCAAUUUGAUCACUUACUACGCAGCUACCAUCUAUGAGAAUGAGAUCGGUCUGACACCGUUCAUCUCACGAAUCCUUGCGGCCUGUAACGGCACAGAAUACUUCUUGGCUGCCUUGAUCCCUAUUUUCAUCAUUGAGAGAGUAGGCCGUCGAAAGCUCAUGUUGAUCGGCGCAGCCGGCAUGUCUGCUUCGAUGGUCAUCCUGGCUGUGACGAACAAGAUCGGCGGCACGGCUGCUGGCAUCGUCGCCGCUAUAACCCUAUUCGGUUUUAAUACGGCGUUUGCGAUUGGCUGGCUCGGGCUCACUUGGUUACUGCCUGCUGAGAUUGUCCCUUUGAGAAUUCGAGCUCCGACGAAUGCUCUCUCGACCAGCGCGAAUUGGGCGUUCAAUUUCAUGGUGGUCAUGAUCACACCGGUAUCUUUCUCCUCAAUUGGUUACAAGACGUACAUCAUCUUUGCUGUCAUCAACGCAUUCAUCUUUCCUGUUGUUUAUUACUUUUACCCCGAGACAGCCUACCGUUCGUUGGAGGAAAUGGACACCAUCUUUCGAAAGACCAAGAGCAUUUUCUCUGUGGUACAAACUGCGAAAGAUGAACCUCGACGAUAUGGAAAGAAUGGUGAAAUUCUGAUUGCAUAUGAGGAAACUGGAGAGCAUGAACGACGAUUGAGCCACGUCCAACAUAGGGCCAGUGUAUUCAGCGCCAGGAGCCGCAGUGACGACGACUCGGAGAAGGCCUACCAAAGUGAACGGUCACUCUGA